AUGCUCAGUCAAAAAGCCCCAGCGAAGUGUGGUUUCCAAAGAACAAGCCGUGCAUUCCGAGUUGUGCCACCCAACACCACAAGCACACCCGAGUCCCAGGUGCACUGCUAUACGCACUUCUUUACGGGACACUUAAUCCUACCCCUCCGUGACAAACGGCCGCCGAGGCCGCAGGAGUGGACGAAGUUCGGCGAAACGCUGCCGGCACCGCUCCCGCCCCGCCGCCCACGGCCCCCUGUGCCCCCUCCCCACGCACAGCCCGCCCCACGCAGCCCCUCCCGCUCCCCUCUGCCCCUCGCUGGAAACUUUCUGCCGGCGGCAGCACCGGCACCGAACGGCGGGCGCCGAGGCCCGGAGAGGGACCCCCGAGGCCCUCACCCGCGGCGGGACCGGCAUCGCCUCAGCGACUCGCCGGAGUUUCCAGAGCGCGAAGCGGGUCUCGCCGAGGUCGGCAACAAACCCGUGCGCACCCCCUGCACCGAGCCCUUGCCCCCUCGCCUCCCUCCCCUACCCUCCACCCCUCGCCAAGCGGCGGGAGAACAACUUUUGCGGUGGCGCUUGCCCUCUCCCGGGCCGGGCCGGGCCGGGGCGAGGCGCGCAGGGCUGAGGGGAAAAGGCGCGCGGGGCCGUUACCUGAUGUCCCCGCUGGGCUGCAGGGCAGGGCAGAGUCCCCACCGUCCCCUUCAUGCCCGACCCGCCCUGAGGCACAAGUCUUCAUCCAGCUUCCUCCCCCGCAGGCAGCGCCUCCUUCCCUCCUCCCGGCGGGGCGGUAGCCCCGGGCGCUGGGCGAGCGCCGCUCUGGCAGCCUCGCCGGCGCGACGGGGAGGGAAGGAGGAAUGCGGGGAGGGAGGAGAAGAGGCCGAGCAGGGGGCGGGAAACGAGCUGUGCCCUCCCUCUCUCUCUCUCUCCUUCCCUUCUCGCCGCGCCGGCACACGGCGGCCGGGGAAAAGUCCGGCUUCGCGGGCUGCCGGUUCCCUCCUCACCGGGCCGCCCACAGCCCGCCGCGGCGCCCCGUGGCAACAGGCGCCCGGUGCGGCCCCACCGCCCCCACCGGCGGGACACUUAAUCCUACCCCUCCGUGACAAACGGCCGCCGAGGCCGCAGGAGUGGACGAAGUUCGGCGAAACGCUGCCGGCACCGCUCCCGCCCCGCCGCCCACGGCCCCCUGUGCCCCCUCCCCACGCACAGCCCGCCCCACGCAGCCCCUCCCGCUCCCCUCUGCCCCUCGCUGGAAACUUUCUGCCGGCGGCAGCACCGGCACCGAACGGCGGGCGCCGAGGCCCGGAGAGGGACCCCCGAGGCCCUCACCCGCGGCGGGACCGGCAUCGCCUCAGCGACUCGCCGGAGUUUCCAGAGCGCGAAGCGGGUCUCGCCGAGGUCGGCAACAAACCCGUGCGCACCCCCUGCACCGAGCCCUUGCCCCCUCGCCUCCCUCCCCUACCCUCCACCCCUCGCCAAGCGGCGGGAGAACAACUUUUGCGGUGGCGCUUGCCCUCUCCCGGGCCGGGCCGGGCCGGGGCGAGGCGCGCAGGGCUGAGGGGAAAAGGCGCGCGGGGCCGUUACCUGAUGUCCCCGCUGGGCUGCAGGGCAGGGCAGAGUCCCCACCGUCCCCUUCAUGCCCGACCCGCCCUGAGGCACAAGUCUUCAUCCAGCUUCCUCCCCCGCAGGCAGCGCCUCCUUCCCUCCUCCCGGCGGGGCGGUAGCCCCGGGCGCUGGGCGAGCGCCGCUCUGGCAGCCUCGCCGGCGCGACGGGGAGGGAAGGAGGAAUGCGGGGAGGGAGGAGAAGAGGCCGAGCAGGGGGCGGGAAACGAGCUGUGCCCUCCCUCUCUCUCUCUCUCCUUCCCUUCUCGCCGCGCCGGCACACGGCGGCCGGGGAAAAGUCCGGCUUCGCGGGCUGCCGGUUCCCUCCUCACCGGGCCGCCCACAGCCCGCCGCGGCGCCCCGUGGCAACAGGCGCCCGGUGCGGCCCCACCGCCCCCACCGGCGGUAGCUCCGCGGCUCUGA
This is a messenger RNA of Calidris pugnax (ruff), 2004 nucleotides long. RefSeq names its product basic proline-rich protein-like. NCBI's taxonomy places the organism in Eukaryota, Metazoa, Chordata, Aves, Charadriiformes, Scolopacidae. The transcript has 3 exons. Bases 1 to 2004 code for a protein of 667 amino acids. The record is from RefSeq and is a predicted model, not a curated record.